Scleropages formosus (Asian bonytongue) is the source of this 4631-nucleotide messenger RNA. Its product is annotated as semaphorin-3F-like. Gene Ontology annotation, biological process: axon guidance; positive regulation of cell migration; negative chemotaxis. The transcript has 17 exons. Bases 1539 to 3572 code for a protein of 677 amino acids. The record is from RefSeq and is a predicted model, not a curated record. Gene Ontology annotation, cellular component: plasma membrane. NCBI's taxonomy places the organism in Eukaryota, Metazoa, Chordata, Actinopteri, Osteoglossiformes, Osteoglossidae. Gene Ontology annotation, molecular function: semaphorin receptor binding; chemorepellent activity.
UCUUUACUUAUUAGUAUGAUUUAGAAGACGGUCAGAUCACAUUUUAGGAGCCCUUCAUGCAGAAAUCCAGAGUAUUCUAACGUCUGUAGCUGCCGUUCCAUCCUCUGCUUGCCAGGGGUUGAGAAGGCAGGCGCAGGUCUGAACAAGUGUCUCCUUUAGAACUCCCACUCCCCUUGUACAUAGAUGCUGGGAAUUCUGGACAGAGGCGCUUGGAACAGGAUGAGAGGAGCCCUUGAAAUAGAACCCUUGCCCACCCCCCACACACUCACACAUGCAGCGAGGCCUGGAAUGGUUCACAUUGUCCACAUGUCAGCCACGCAGCUGUGGAGGGGGCCAAAGGGGCAGCCAUCUUUCCGCACCUAGUUAGACUGUCCACAGUGUCCACCUGUACUGGAACGUGUGGAACCAGUGAAAGCGUGUGCUGCUUGAAGCCCUUUCCCUGAGUUUGUGUUUUGCGCUCACACACUCAGCAAUUAUCAAAGUUCACAACAUCAAGGUUAACACCAUCUCCAGAACAACUUUUCUUUUCUCCCAAUAAAUUGAAUCAUUAAUCAUCCACUCUUUUGGCUCUGUGCUCAAUCCCUCAUCCAAAAUGUUUUUACAUGGUGCAUUGUCUUGUCUUUCAUUGUUAGGGGGAGUGUCACCUGCGCUACCACUUGCAUUUUGCUUCUGUCUGGCUGCAUGGUUCAACCCGCAUCCAGUACAAGUCACUGGGUUGGCAGCCUCUUGUGUGGUUUAGUGCAGAGAACCUUGAGCCUCUUAUCGGAUCUCGCAUCACAUCCUGUACACACUGCCGCUCUAUCUCCAGAGAUGCUGCUGGUGUGAACCACCUGAAAAGUGUCUGCCCUUCGAGGUGUAAUAGUCUGGAGUCUUGCUGUGAGCUGGCGCAGUUGCUUGAUUUUUCUUGAAAGUCUCGGGCUGAAAAUGGGAUGAAAUUGUCCUGCAGGUUUUAGUAAAAUAUGACAAAGUCUGUUGACAGGCAUAGAAUGGCCUGCUGGAAUUUUAGUGAAACUCCCACAGGGAGUCCUCAGGUUCUAAUGAACUGUACUGGUGACUCACCAAACGUCCACUGGAAAACAGAUGUGCUCUAUUUCUCUUUCGUCUCUACAGAGACUUAGAUUUUUCUCUAACGUCCUCUUUAUUGAAGCUUCUUUAACAUUUUUCUGCUCAUCGUACUGCCCACCCCAGUAGUAGAAGGUGACGUGAAAAACUGUAGACUGCAUGAGACGAUGAGAACAGUUUUAACUUUGGCUUCUCUCUCAUCCCUUCAGCGUGCUUUUGAAACAAGAGCUGAGCCCGUCUCUCAUCUCCCCACCUGCUCCAGCUUCUGGCGGGUCGCAGGGACAAAACAAAAUGCCACAGCAGAAGGAAGAGUGUAGUUUAGCUCCCCCUGGUGUCGCCUGAAUCGAGCCCUUGAGAUUCACAGGCUGUGAAUUGUCCCCGUCUCCCGAACAUAAAUAUCACCAUAGCUGCUGGAGACCAAGACCAUCAGGCCUUUCAGCUUUUCCUUCAACACAAGUGACUACCGCAUCCUCCUCAUGGACCAGGACCAGGGCCGCCUGUACCUUGGCAGUCGCGAGUACUUGGUGGCUCUAGACAUGCAAAAUGUCAACAAGGAGCCCCUCAUUAUCCAUUGGCCUGCCACUUCCCAGAGAAAGGGGGAGUGUAGAAUGACAGGAAAAGGGGAGCAGGGAGAGUGUGCCAACUUUGUGCGUCUGAUCGAGCCAUGGAACCGAACACAUCUGUAUACCUGCGGCACUGGGGCCUACAGACCUAUCUGCACCUUCAUCAACCGGGGCUGGAAAGCUGAGGAUUAUGUCUUCAGGCUGGUUCCUGGGUAUGUGGAUUCAGGCAAGGGAAAGUGCUCCUAUGACCCCAAUCAGGAAAACAUAGCCACCCUUAUCAAUGGGAAUUUGUAUGCAGGGGUUCAUGUUGACUUCAUGGGAACAGACCCAGCUGUGUUCAAGACCAUGGGUGAUACACCAGCAAUCAGAACGGAGCAAUAUGACUCCAGAUGGCUCAAUGAGCCAGUAUUCAUUCAGAUCCGGCAGAUUCGAGACAGCUCAGAGAGGAACGAUGACAAGCUCUACUUCUUCUUCCGUGAGAAGAAUCUGGACGCAGUGGGCGGAGCUAGCCCCAGCGUUCUUUCCAGGGUGGGACGCAUCUGCCUGAAUGAUGAUGGGGGUCAGAAAUCACUGGUGAAUAAAUGGACCACUUUUCUGAAGGCACGGUUGGUUUGCUCCGUAAUUGGAGAGGAUGGUGUGGAGACCUACUUCGACGAACUCAGAGAUGUUUUUAUUCAGCCCACUCACGAUGAACGCAAUCCUGUAAUUUAUGCCGUCUUCACUAUUGCCGGCUCCGUGUUCAAAGGCUCGGCAGUUUGUGUGUACUCCAUGGCCGACAUCCGAAACGUUUUCAACGGCCCGUUCUCGCACAAGCACGGUCACAACUACCAGUGGACCCCCUAUUCUGGCAAGAUCCCAUACCCUCGCCCUGGCACUUGUCCUGGAGGCACCUUCACCCCAGGGCUGCGCUCCACAAAGGAGUUUUCUGAUGAGGCCAUUAAUUUUGUGCGUACACACCCCCUCAUGUACCACGCUGUGUACCCGCUUCACAAGCGCCCCCUCGUGGUGCGCACAGGGGUGGACUACCGCUUCACUACCAUCGCAGUGGACCUGGUGGAUGCAGUGGAUGGGCGCUACGAGGUUCUUUUCCUGGGAACUGAUCGUGGAACAGUUCAAAAGGUGAUAGUUCUUCCAAAAGAUCCAAGCACCAUGGAAGAGCUCAUUUUGGAAGAAGUGGAGGUUUUCAGGAUUCCAACUCCAGUUAAAACGAUGAAGAUAUCAUCUAAAAGGCAACAGCUGUACGUUUCAUCGGAGGCAGGGCUCACACAGGUGUCCCUGCACAGGUGUGCUGUCUAUGGCAAGGCCUGCUCUGACUGCUGCCUGGCCCGGGACCCAUACUGCGCUUGGGAUGGGGACACCUGUGCCCCCUUCACACCAGCCACUAAGCGGCGGAGCAGAAGGCAAGAUAUCAAACACGGAGACCCCUUGCGCCAGUGCCGAGGCUACAACGCCAAAGUUGAGAAUCGCCUGAAGGAAACGGUUCAGUUUGGCGUUGAAGGCAGCAGUGCAUUUUUGGAAUGUCGGCCCAGAUCUCCACAGGCAACUGUGAAGUGGCUUUUUCAAAAGGACAUGAAGAGCAAGAGGAAAGCGCUCCACCGGGACAGAGAGAUCCUGAGGACGGCCCAGGGCAUCCUGCUGAAGUCGGUUAGCCAGGCUGACGGUGGGCUCUACCACUGCCUGGCCACUGAGAAUAAGUUUAAACACACGGUGGCCCGGGUGGCCCUGCGAGUCCUGAACCGUGAGAUCGUGGAAGCUCUCACCUCCCCCGACAGCCCCGUUGACCACCAGCACCCGUAUCCCCCACCCCCACCGCCCCCUCCUCCCCAGACUCCCUCGCCAAAGCUGGAGCUCCAGUUCAUGGACCACUACUGCCAGUCAUACUGGCAGCAGCCCAGGCGCACUAGUAGGAGGCAUGUGGAGGACCAGACACUGAAGCACAGUCACUAAAACCCAUUCCAGCCUGGUGCUCUAACCUGUGCCCUUCUGUGGAAUUGACUUAAUUAUCUGACUGACUGAGCCCAGUCUCGAUGGGGCACAUCUGGAGAUGGCCUCGCCGUGGCUCCGUCCAGCAUUCGUAAAGGCCACCGAAUCACACUGGACGCACCUUCUGCAGGUCUGUUUACACUGUGUGCAUUUAUAAGUUCCUCUAGCCUUUCUAACACGUUUUUUAAUCCUUCAUUAGGGUCAAUUCUUCAGUCACACUCCGAUUGUAUAUUCAGCCAAGGCAUCAAAGUGCUUUUCUGUACGCGCCGUCCCUUUUUUUUUUUUUUAAAUAUUUCUGUUCUUAUUUGCACAAUAGACAACGCAUAAUACUGACCAAGCAACCAAGAAACUGAAGAUGCAUUUUUUAGGAUAACCACUGAUAGCAUCGAAGACCAUCAAAUGACUUUAUCAACCAAAUAAAUAAAUACAAGAAAAAUGUGGUAGAUGUACUCAUGUUACAGAUUUAUAGCAUUAUAGUGGUGUGCAAUAUAACAACAUGUUAAUUUGUGCAGUCACCGUAAAUGUGUUUCUUCUUAUAAACACAAAUAACCGGCAUUCUACAAAACAUUUGCUGUAGAUCUUCCCAGAUGAUUUUUGAAUAUUCAUAGUAACUAAUUAGUGCAUGAACCUGCUUAAAUAUUUGGGUAGAAGUUGUGACACUGUGGUAGGAAUAAUGUUUUACCUAGAGGUGACACCAUAAAUAUGCAUGGUUGUAAAAUCACUCGUAUUACACAUGUGUGACUAUCUUUAGCAGAAAUCUGCUUUCUCUCAAUGUUUCAUAAUUCCUGUGACUGUUAGAGCAUUGUCUUCUAAUAUGGAGGAAGUUUUAAGCUGAAGUUGUGUUUCCCAUUAUGUGUCAGUUUUAAAGCUGGAGAAACAAAGGUGCACCUGUUGAACAAGAGUUAAUAUAUAGAUUGAAAGUAUAGGACCAAAAUAUCUUAGACUGUAUGUGAGACCUCUGAAAUCAUGCUUUGUGUGUGCUUUCUCACAAGGGUAGAAUAAAGACUUUCAUUUUAUGCAAAA